Plasmopara halstedii is the source of this 183-nucleotide messenger RNA. RefSeq lists its product as uncharacterized. The coding region runs from base 1 to 183 and encodes 60 amino acids. Lineage: Eukaryota; Oomycota; Peronosporomycetes; Peronosporales; Peronosporaceae. The record is from RefSeq and is a predicted model, not a curated record. The transcript has 2 exons.
AUGAACUCCAGAAUAUUAGACACUGCACCACCUACGCCAGCUCCUAAUAGCUGUGAUGACACUACUUAUGUUGGUGGUCCUGGUGGCUGCCGUGUCGUCGCUAGUGUUCCAGCUGCGUUCUGCGCCCGAACUCGAACUGAGUACUGCUUACCCGGUGUCAGCGGUUUAAUUAUUGUCGACUGA